This is a messenger RNA of Iphiclides podalirius (scarce swallowtail), 273 nucleotides long. The record is from the annotation of a GenBank genome assembly. NCBI's taxonomy places the organism in Eukaryota, Metazoa, Arthropoda, Insecta, Lepidoptera, Papilionidae.
AUGGCGACCGUGUGGCGUUCACAGUGUGCGUUUGCACGAUUUUUUAUUGGAAAAAUCGUCCGGAUCCCGAACAACUCUUCUGAUUUGGGUGCAAAACUCUCCUCGGGACCACUAGCGAUUGCGUGUGGAUCGAGGAAUUAUUCCAACUAUGCUCAUUCUCCAUUUGUUCGUAAAGUCAAGGAACAAUAUGACUAUGAGCGGCAUGAAGCGCGUUUCCCCCAACCGUCACCAGUAGCGCUGGCGUCGGCGGAAGGUUUUAUCUACGUAGCUAUA